CUCCGGAGGCGAGGGAGCCGUCUGCAGAGGCUGCUCCCUGGCGCUCAGAGGCGGCCGCGCCGGCUCCGGCUCCGACUCUCAUUCAUUCCGCCGGGUAACAUGAGAGAUCAUGGCCGCCUUCGGGCUUCUCAGCUAUGAGCAGAGACCGCUGAAGCGCCCCCGGCUGGGGCCGCCCGACGUCUACCCGCAGGACCCCAAACAGAAGGAGGACGAACUCACGGCUGUGAACGUUAAGCAAGGCUUCAACAAUCAGCCAGCAUUUACUGGUGACGAACAUGGCUCAGCCAGAAAUAUUGUAAUUAACCCAUCCAAGAUUGGAGCUUAUUUCAGCAGCAUAUUAGCUGAGAAAUUAAAGCUUAAUACUUUCCAGGACACCGGAAAGAAGAAACCACAAGUUAAUGCUAAAGAUAAUUAUUGGCUGGUCACUGCUCGAUCCCAGAGUGCAAUUCAUAGUUGGUUCUCUGACUUAGCAGGAAAUAAGCCACUUGCUAUUUUGGCAAAAAAGGUUCCCAUCCUUAGUAAAAAAGAAGAUGUUUUUGCUUAUUUAGCUAAAUAUUCAGUGCCAAUGGUUCGAGCAACAUGGCUGAUCAAGAUGACUUGUGCCUAUUACUCUGCUAUUUCUGAGGCAAAAAUUAAGAAACGACAGGCUACUGAUCCCAAUUUGGAGUGGACACAAAUAUCUACCAGAUAUCUUCGAGAGCAGCUGGCAAAGAUUUCUGACUUUUACCACAUGGCUUCCAGCACAGGUGACGGCCCUAUUCCUGUGCCUCCAGAUGUGGAGCAAGCCAUCAGGCAGUGGGAGUACAAUGAAAAGCUGGCCUUUCAUAUGUUCCAGGAAGGAAUGCUAGAAAAACAUGAAUAUUUGACAUGGAUCCUGGAUGUCUUAGAAAAGAUCAGACCAAUGGAUGACGACCUUCUUAAACUCUUGUUACCACUAAUGCUGCAGUAUUCAGAUGAGUUUGUUCAGUCGGCCUACCUGUCUCGUCGUCUUGCCUACUUCUGUGCCCGGCGUCUUGCCUUGCUUCUGAGUGAUAGCCCCAGCCUCCUUGCUGCCCACUCACCCCACAUGAUGAUUGGAUCAAACAACUCAAGCAUUGGGGCCCCCAGCCCAGGUCCCCCAGGCCCGGGUAUGAGUCCGGCACAGCUCGCCUUUUCUGACUUCCUUUCCUGUGCACAGCAUGGUCCCCUGGUUUAUGGACUUAGUUGUAUGUUGCAGACUGUCACUCUCUGCUGCCCAAGUGCCUUGGUGUGGAAUUAUUCCACAAAUGACAAUAAGAGCACAAACCCUGGCUCUCCCCUGGAUCUGCUGCAAGUGGCCCCCUCCAGCCUACCCAUGCCGGGCGGGAACACGGCUUUCAAUCAGCAGGUUCGAGCAAGGAUUUAUGAGGUAGAACAGCAGAUAAAACAAAGAGGUCGUGCAGUGGAAGUUCGGUGGUCUUUUGACAAGUGCCAAGAGUCAACAGCAGGGGUGACUAUUAGUCGGGUUUUGCACACAUUGGAAGUCUUGGAUCGUCACUGUUUUGACCGAACUGAUUCCAGCAAUUCUAUGGAGACACUUUAUCAUAAGAUUUUCUGGGCAAACCAAAACAAAGAUAGCCAGGAGAUUGCCCCCAACGAUGAAGCUGUGGUGACACUCUUGUGUGAAUGGGCUGUGAGCUGUAAGCGGUCAGGCAAGCACAGGGCAAUGGCUGUGGCGAAGCUCUUGGAGAAGAGGCAAGCGGAAAUCGAGGCAGAGAGAUGUGGUGAAUCAGAGGUCUUAGAUGAGAAGGAGUCCAUUUCUUCAGCCUCUCUUGCUGGAUCUAGUUUGCCUGUUUUCCAGAAUGUUCUGCUAAGAUUUUUAGAUACCCAGGCCCCCUCACUGUCGGAUCCAAACAGUGAAUGUGAAAAGGUGGAAUUUGUGAACCUGGUGCUGCUCUUCUGCGAGUUCAUCCGCCACGAUGUCUUCUCCCAUGAUGCCUACAUGUGCACCCUUAUAUCUCGAGGGGACUUGUCAGUUACUGCCUCCACUCAGCCUCAGUCACCAGCAGGAGAAAAUGCAGAUGAACACUACCCAAAGGACCAUGAUGUGAAAAUGGAGGAACAGACUAUUAUGGCACAUAUGGGCAUUGACUCAGGAACCACUAAUAUUUUUGAUGAAGUAGACAAGAGUGACUUUAAAACUGACUUUGGUUCGGAAUUUCCAAUUUUUUCUCCCAUGCCUGGAGAGUCCUGUGAGAAUGCCACUGCUUUGGGCAGACGAAUGUCAGUUAAUGGUGAGAAGUUGCUGAAGAGAGAGAAACCAAGGGAGUUAAUUUUUCCAUCUAAUUAUGACCUCCUACGUCACCUGCAGUAUGCAACACAUUUUCCCAUACCUCUGGAUGAAUCUUCAAGUCAUGAAUGUAACCAGCGGACGAUCCUUCUUUAUGGAGUGGGCAAAGAGCGUGACGAGGCGAGGCAUCAGCUGAAGAAGAUUACCAAAGAUAUUUUGAAAAUCCUAAAUAAGAAGAGCACCACAGAGACAGGGGUUGGGGAUGAAGGACAAAAAGUCAGGAAGAACAAACAGGAAACAUUUCCAACACUGGAAACUGUGUUCACAAAACUUCAGCUUCUCUCAUAUUUUGACCAGCAUCAAGUGACAUCUCAGAUCUCUAAUAAUGUACUAGAACAGAUAACAAGCUUUGCGUCUGGAACAUCGUAUCACCUCCCUCUGGCCCACCAUAUUCAGCUCAUCUUUGAUCUCAUGGAGCCAGCUCUGAACAUCAAUGGACUAAUUGACUUUGCAAUACAGCUGCUAAAUGAGCUGAGUGUUGUGGAAGCUGAACUGCUUCUGAAAUCCUCCAGCCUGGCAGGGAGUUACACAACCGGCUUGUGUGUCUGCAUCGUGGCUGUUCUCAGGCGUUACCAUACUUGCCUGAUCCUGAAUCCUGACCAGACAGCCCAGGUGUUUGAAGGGUUAUGUGGUGUAGUGAAGCAUGUUGUAAACCCCUCAGAAUGUUCUUCUCCUGAGAGAUGCAUUUUAGCCUACCUCUACGACCUCUACGUGUCAUGUAGCCACCUCAGAAGUAAAUUUGGAGACCUCUUCAGUAGUGCCUGUUCAAAAGUAAAGCAAACCAUAUAUAACAAUGUGAUGCCUGCAAAUUCCAACUUGCGAUGGGAUCCGGACUUCAUGAUGGAUUUUAUUGAGAAUCCUUCAGCCCGUAGCAUCAACUACUCAAUGCUGGGCAAGAUCCUUAGUGACAAUGCAGCCAAUCGCUACAGCUUUGUCUGCAAUACACUCAUGAAUGUAUGUAUGGGCCAUCAGGAUGCUGGAAGGAUUAACGACAUAGCCAAUUUCUCCUCUGAGCUGACGGCUUGCUGCACUGUUCUUAGUUCUGAAUGGCUGGGUGUCCUGAAGGCUCUGUGCUGUUCCUCAAAUCACGUGUGGGGGUUCAAUGAUGUACUUUGCACUGUAGAUGUGAGUGACCUUUCAUUCCAUGAUUCAUUAGCUACUUUCAUUGCUAUUCUGAUAGCACGACAGUGUUUCUCCCUGGAGGACGUCGUGCAGCAUGUGGCACUGCCCUCUCUCCUAGCUGCAGCUUGCGGAGAUGCAGAUGCUGAGCCUGGGGCGAGAAUGACAUGCCGACUCCUGCUCCAUCUCUUCCGAGCUCCUCAGGCUUGCUUAUUACCUCAUGCAACCGGUAAACCUUUCCCAGGAAUAAGAUCGUCUUGUGAUAGACACCUCUUAGCCGCUGCUCACAACAGCAUUGAAGUGGGAGCUGUGUUUGCUGUCCUAAAAGCUAUUAUGAUGCUUGGAGAUGCUAAAAUUGGCAGUAGCAAUGUCAACCCUUUAAAGAAUGAUGACUUCACCAUGAGGGGUUUACGACGUGAUGGGAAUGCUGAUGAUAUCUGGACUGCCUCACAAAAUUCAAAAUCCUGUGGGAAAAGCAUUUCCAUAGAAACUGCCAAUUUAAGAGAAUAUGCAAGAUAUGUACUGAGGACUAUCUGUCAACAGGAAUGGGUAGGAGAGCAUUGCUUAAAAGAACCAGAAAGAUUAUGCACAGACAAAGAACUUAUAUUGGACCCUGUGCUUUCAAAUAUGCAAGCACAGAAAUUACUGCAGCUUAUCUGUUAUCCUCAUGGCAUUAAAGAAUGUACUGAUGGGGACAACCUGCAAAGACAACACAUUAAACGCAUUCUCCAGAAUCUUGAGCAGUGGACACUGAGGCAGUCUUGGCUAGAACUUCAGUUAAUGAUCAAACAGUGCUUGAAGGACCCUGGCACUGGUUCUGUGGCUGAAAUGAACAACUUACUGGACAAUAUUGCAAAGGCAACAAUAGAGGUAUUUCAGCAGUCAGCCGACUUGAACAAUAGCUCUUCUAGUUCUAGUAUGGGCCUCUUCAACCCAAAUGGUAUCGGAAGUACUGAUAUAAGUAGCAUGAGACAGAGUGGAAUAAAGACAUUCCUAAGUUCCUCUGAACGCAGGGGUGUAUGGCUGGUGGCCCCUUUGAUUGCCAGGCUGCCAACUUCUGUGCAAGGAAGAGUGUUGAAGGCCGCUGGGGAGGAACUAGAGAAGGGUCAGCACUUGGGGUCUUCUUCAAAAAAGGAAAGAGACAGACAAAAACAGAAAAGUAUGUCUCUUUUGAGUCAGCAACCUUUCCUCUCACUGGUCCUUACCUGCCUUAAGGGACAAGAUGAACAACGGGAAGGCCUCCUGACAUCUCUCCAGAAUCAAGUUAAUCAGAUUUUAAGUAACUGGAGAGAGGAACGAUAUCAAGAUGACAUGAGAGCACGGCAGAUGAUGCAUGAAGCAUUGCAGCUACGUCUGAAUUUGGUAGGAGGAAUGUUUGACACUGUACAGCGGAGCAGCCAGUGGACAACAGACUGGGCACUCCUCCUCCUGCAGAUCAUCACUUCUGGAACUGUCGACAUGCACACUAACAAUGAUUUAUUCACAACGGUUCUUGACAUGUUGGGUGUUUUAAUCAAUGGGACAUUAGCCUCUGACCUAUCUAAUGCAUCUCCAGGAGGCUCUGAAGAGAACAAACGUGCAUACAUGAAUUUAGUAAAAAAAUUGAAAAAAGAACUAGGGGACAAGCGGUCAGAAAGUAUUGACAAAGUUCGACAGUUGCUACCUUUGCCGAAACAGACAUGUGAUAUCAUCACUUGUGAACCUAUGGGUUCCUUGAUUGACACAAAGGGAAACAAAAUUGCAGGAUUCGACUCAAUAGAUAAAAAACAGGGUCUCCAGGUCUCUACCAAGCAGAAGGUGUCUCCUUGGGAUUUAUUUGAGGGUCAGAAGAACCCGGCCCCUCUGUCCUGGGCCUGGUUUGGCACAGUGCGCGUGGACCGGAAGGUGGUCAAGUAUGAGGAGCAGCAUCAUCUGCUUCUCUAUCACACACACCCCAUGCCUAAGCCCCGAAGUUACUACCUCGAGCCACUGCCCCUCCCUCCUGAGGAGGAAGAGGAAGAGCCCACAUCUCCCAUCUCUCAGGAACCAGAGAGGAAAUCAGCUGAGCUGUCCGAUCAGGGAAAACCCACAACAGACGAAGAGAAGAAAACCAAAGGAAGGAAGCGCAAGACAAAAUCCAGCUCAAGAGUGGAUGAGUAUCCACAGAGCAACAUAUACCGAGUGCCUCCUAAUUACUCACCGAUUUCCUCUCAGAUGAUGCACCAUCCACAGUCUACCUUGUGGGGCUACAAUCUCAUGGGUCAGCCUCAGCAGCCUGGCUUCUUCCUGCAGAACCAAUCUCUUACUCCAGGUGGCUCCAGAUUGGACCCGGGCUCCUUUGUCCCAACUAAUACCAAACAAGCUCUGUCGAACAUGCUGCAGCGGCGCUCAGGUGCCAUGAUGCAGCCACCCUCUCUGCACGCAAUCACAUCCCAGCAGCAGUUGAUACAGAUGAAGCUUCUGCAACAACAGCAGCAGCAGCAGCAGCGGCUUCUCAGGCAAGCCCAGACUCGACCUUUCCAACAGGGCCAGCCGGGGGACCAGGCUGCUCUCUUUGCUGCACAAGCCCGGCCUGCCCCUCAGCUCCCUCAGUACCCUGGGCUCCCACAAGCACAGACCAUGUCACAGGGCUACACGAUGUAUGGAACACAGAUGCCUUUGCAGCCAAACCCACAGCAGCAGACUGGAAGCUUGGUCCUGUCUCCCAGCUAUAAUUCCAGAACCUAUCCAGCCACGCAUUCCAACCCGGCUCUAAUGGAAAGACUAAGACAGAUGCAGCAGCAGCCAAGUGGCUAUGUUCAGCAGCAGGCAUCGCCCUACUUGCAGCCCUUGUCCAACUCUCAGAGACUGAACCAUCAGUCCCUUCAGCAGAACCCUCUGGUGGGUGGAGGAAUUGAGGCAGUGUUGACUUCCGCGCAUCCCAGCCUUCCCUCGGUGCCUCUAUCUCAGGAACCUAUGAGGCCCAGGCAGCCACAGGUUCGACAGCAGCAGAGGCUCCUCCAGCAAGCCCAGCAGCCCCCACAGCCCCCACAACCCCAGCAGCCCCAGCAGCCCCAGCAGUCCUCACAGCCCCAGAGUCAAAGCCUUGGUCUUCAAGCAAUGCAGCCCCAGCAGCCUUUGUUUCCCAGACAAGGCCUGCAGCAGACCCAGCAGCAGCAGCAGACAGCCGCCCUGGUGCGGCAGCUCCAGAAGCAGCUUUCCAGUAACCAGCCACAGCAAGGAGUGACUCCCUAUGGGCACCCAUCACACUUCUGAAUCUAGAAGAGAACAAGAUAUGAAGUUUUGUGUUUGCACUGAAAAAUAGAACAUCAGAUUUAAUGCAUUAAUCAUUUUUAGAAAAGUUGUCUUCAUUUGUUUCAUUUCUUUGAGGUUUUCCUAUAUUUUAUUGUACAUUACAUAUAAUGGUUAAACUUUAAACAAAAAGCAGAGGAGGGGAAUGUGGUAUGUUUUGGUUACAUUCAACUUUAAAACAGGUUUUAAAAUGUGUAUCAUUUCUACUUACUCUGUGAAGAGAUUGGUUGCAGGUAUUUGAAAUUGGUGCUUUUUUUUUUUUUUUUGAAUCUCAUAGAAAGAAUGAAUUAUUGUGAAAUAUAUAGUAUUUAUGUAUUCAUUAGUCAUUUUUUUUCACACUCUCCCAGACCAAACUACUGAUUUGAAAGUCAAGUCAGAUCUUGACAGAAAAGUGACCCGUUUAUUCUGCAUUCACCUUUGAUGGUGAAAUGGACAUUUAUUUGCAUCGCUCUAAUUUGAAAUGUUUGUAAUUUCAUAAGCACUUUAUAAACUUCAUUCUUAUUUAUGUAGGAUUUCUCUUUGCUUUUGUUGUGGUCAAAAGGUGCUGAAGCAGAUUGUUUCUUAGUACUUAAACUUCUUAGACCAAGAACUUAAACCAAGUUUUUGUGAGAGUCAGCUUAAGAUAUCUGAGAGCCUAGUAGAAGUAGUUAGAUACCGAAUUUGUUUUCAGUGGCAAGAUUAUUGACCAGAGUCUUUAUGAGAUUCAACAUGUAAAUUCUAAUGGCCCAGGCCACAGUGGAAUUAUUCCAAUUAUUUAUUACCAGAUUUUGGCAAAAAUGACUGUCCAGUUUCAGUUCUCCUGAACAUUAUGACAACUUGAGAAAAAAGAUCUCACAGCUAGCUUGAAAUUCCAGUGUGUGACCUUGACCUGGUUUCCAGAUAACCUGGCCCCAAACUCCAAAAGGCUAUGGUUUUCCCAAAAGCUGUAUUUGCUGUUUAUUUUAUAUGGUAAGUAUUUGCUAUUUUCAAUUAUUAAUGUUGGUGUCAGUCUUGGUUGUGUAUUGCAUAUACUGUAUUUAUAAAUUGGUGCAAAAAGCACAAGUAAAUUAUACAUCAAAUUUAUUAUAAAGAAAUAGUAACUAUUUUAACUUUGUUCAAGUAUGUGGUAAUUUGCUCCUAUUAGAGUAAAAAAUACAGUAAAUUAUUAUCAGUUUGUGUAACUUAAGAGUAUUCCAUAUGAUAUUUUUUUAGAUUUAGAUGCAUAAAAUUUUGAAUGUGAAAAUUGCAGGGCAUUUUAAAACAUAGGUGGGGGAUAUUCCCUUGUUCUGUGUUAAUGCAUUUCUUUUGCCAUAUGAUAUUACAUGUAAUGUAGUCAAGCAUACUGUGAAUAGAUUUGUCUAUAAUGAGCAAACCAUGUAGAACUACUUUUUUUAAAAAAAUGUAGCGAGUAUAAAUUUAGUAGUUUAUUCCUUUUGCAAAUCAUUAUAUAAAUGAUUUAUAUCUUCCUAGGUGAGUUACUCAUUGCAAAGUUUGACACAUGCCAUCAACCUCAAAUACAUGUCCGCUUACUUUGCUGUGGCAGCGUCCAUGUGAACUGCUUUGUACACUGUGAACCUAUUUCACUCCAGCCUGCUCAUUUCAUGUUUACUCUGGGCUGGAAAAGACUUUGCCAAAACAUUAAAGACCAUUCUUUUCACUAAAUAACAUAUUCUAUCUUCUUUCAGAAGAUAAAUCUUUACAUUUCAGCUGGUUUUGUAUAUCAGGUUGUUUUUUUUGUUUUGUUUUGUUUUUUUAAGAUCAUUCUUAGAAGUUACAAAGUUAUUUUUCUUCAAAGUAAUAUAUCCACUUUAUAAAGACUGCCUUGGCAAAACAACCGAAAUGUGAAUGUUGUGCCUAGUGAAUGAGUCAUGUUUUGUCUUGAUUGUUGUCUUCUCUUUUCAACAAUUAUUGGUAUUAAAAAAUGCCAAUUUUUAGUUUGAACCACAUUUUUAGCUCAAUAUUGCAAACAGCAGUAAUACUGUUUCAAGAACGAGUGUUGUAAUUGCAUAGCAUUUGUAUGCACUUUAUAUCUUUCAGUUAGUGAAAUUAAUUUAUUAAUCAUUUUGCACAUGUAAUCUGUGGGGUAUACCCUUUUUUGUUGUGUCUUUUUAUUUUUUAAGGUGAGGAAGCUAAGUGAUAGCAAGGCCAUGUAACUCAAAGGUCGUACAGAAAGUUGAGGGGAAAUCUAAAACUGGUUUCCUCCUGUGCGUUAUAAGGAAAACCUUCCACUUAAUCCUCUAUCUCCAGAGGUUACCUUUUAGCAGAUGCAUUACUUUGCAUUACAGUGAUCACAGGGGAAGCCCUAUCUUUUUACAGAAAGUAGUAAUUUGCUAGAGUAGAGAGGAAAUUAUUUUAGGAAAAGAUGGAGAUCCUAAAUUCACUUAAAGAUUUGAAAUUGAUAAAAUCUGGACAUUAAGAAGCCCUAAGACACUCUAAAUUCAUUCUUGCAUUUAUCGUUUAUUUACUCCUCUUAGCUCAAAAGCGGAGAGACAUGACUGUUAGCAUGAGUGUCCUUUCAGCACUUGUGGCCGUGGGAUACAAAUUGUAUAGCAACAAUUAAUAAGACCACCUCUUAGAUGGACCAGCUGAGAGUUGGUGAUGAAAACACAAUGAAAUGAGCUCCCCCAUCUAUCUCAAAUGAUUAGAAAGGCUAACAGAGCUUUCAGUUUCAUGUGCUGUGAUCACUGAGCAAGACCUAUAGUAUUUUAUUCUUUUCACUUAUUAGGCUUCUUUAAUUGUUCAAUAACAGUCAAAUACUUAAAUAGAUGCUGGAGAAAUUGCACUAGAGAAUCCCAGCCUCUAGAAUUAGAAAAGAUGAAUGAUAUAAUGUCCCUCAAAUCAUUUUAGGUUGAAUUAAGCAUGUAAUAUAAAUGAAUGAAUGAAUGAAUGAAUGAAUGAAUAAAAUAAAAAUGUCAAUGAAUUAUAAAAAGCAAUGUUUUUAGGUAGGGUUGAUAAAAUUUGAAGUACAGUGAAACCUCAUUAUAUGUAUUAAAUCUACAUUUUUCUAAGCAUUUUCCCAUCACAUAAAGGAUUAGUAUUUAAUGAAAUAAAAUGCUCACAAAGCAAUGGUUGCCCUCAGAAAAUUUUCCUCAUUAAACACCUCCUAAUCAGUAGUAGCUGAACUAUAAAAAGAAUUUUCAUUGUAUUUUUUAAAACUUUUGAUGCCUCCAUUUGGACAAUGUUGUAAUCAGCUCCCUUUUCACAUUUUAUGGUAUUCAGGUGUGAAGUUGCUUCUUCUAUGUGGAAAAGUUAGCCUGCAUUUAUUUUUAAAUGCAGUUAUUAAAAAAGUUGUGCAUUCCCCAUCAAUGAAAAUUUUCAAGUGUGCACAAAGUAGUGAAUCGUAAUCCAAACAUUCCAUGUUUAUUUCCUGUAGAUUUCAGUAAAAUAUUCAUAAGCCAACCACACAUACAUCAAGAUGGUAAAUUUACAUUGACUGCAAAUUUAAUCUUUCUCACCGUCUCUGUUCUCAGUGCCAUGCCUGUAACAUUGGUAAAAGUGGACACUAGGCAAAUGGUAAUGAAAGAAAAAAGUCCUUUAUUUAAUGAAUUCAGGUACAUUAGCCAUUUGUUAUUUUGUGAGUGACAGUUUUUCUUAAUGUUCAUUGUUAUUUGUUGGCAAAAUAAAAGUGCCUUAAGUUAAAAGGUUUGUUUGAGAUCCAUUAAAGAAAUCAGUAUCAAUUUACAAUGCAUUUCUUUAUGAAGUUUUUUUUGCAUGUCCAUUAAAAAUUUAAUAUUGUAAAUGUAUUCAGUUCAUUUACAUGCCUAUGGCUGCCUUUGAUUAAACAUUCUUCCAAAAAAUAAACUGUCUCCAGAUGUUAACUUUGUUCAAGCAAUUUUCUUUCAUGUUAUAUUACUUGAAUGUAAGUUGUUGCAUAAUUACUGCCAAGUAGAGUCUUUGCUGUGCAUUUAUAAAUUCCAGAAUCUGAAGUUUGAGGGUUCUGAAUAAUUAACAUAGCUUGUGGGUGAAGCUGUUCAGUGUGUCCUUUUAUUUACGAGCAGGGGGUGGUCAGGCAUCUCCCAUGUGAUUUCUGGUUUGGGGACUCCCAAAACUGUUCAGCUACUCAGUGCAGCUGAACAGCUGUUCCUGUCCUUUUGAGGAUGUUCCUGGGUAAGCGAUGGGUAAUUCGGAGAGGGGACGCUACAACCAUUACCGGCACAGUAAUCAGUGCAU
Messenger RNA from Talpa occidentalis (Iberian mole), 10846 nucleotides. It is a transcript of the gene MED12L, whose product is annotated as mediator complex subunit 12L. Gene Ontology annotation, molecular function: beta-catenin binding; transcription coactivator activity. Gene Ontology annotation, biological process: regulation of transcription by RNA polymerase II. Lineage: Eukaryota; Metazoa; Chordata; Mammalia; Eulipotyphla; Talpidae. Gene Ontology annotation, cellular component: mediator complex. The record is from RefSeq and is a predicted model, not a curated record.